CACUAUCUUCAUCACUCUCCUCUUAGCACUUGCAGAAGAAUUUCUAUGUUUAGGGUUUAAGCGGGGAUUUUCCGAACAUCUCCAUCAUCAAUACCCACAGUCUGUUAUCUUCGGAUCCAAAUAUGCGACGAUCGUUAACAGGGUUGGUUCGUUCUCUAGCAGAAACUCCAACGCGGGGGUUUUGCACAAAAUCAGAGAAACUCGUAGCUUCCGUGCUGUUCGAGAGGUUACCUGUUGUUAUCCCUCAAAUCGAUCCCAUCGUCUACGCAUUUCAAGAGUUCUCGUUUCGUUGGCAACAGCAAUAUCGACGGAGAUAUCCAGAUGAGUUUUUAGAUAAGGCUAAUGCAAGGGGAAAGGGUGAUUACCAAAUUGACUAUCAACCGGCUCCACGCAUCACUGAAGCUGACAAAACUAAUGAUAGAAAGUCUCUACAAAGGGCACUUGACAGAAGACUUUACCUUCUUUUAUAUGGAAAUGCAUAUGGAUCUCCUAGUAACAAGCCUGUCUGGCAUUUUCCGGAGAAGGUUUAUGAGGCAGAGGAAACAAUGCGCAAGUGUGCAGAGUCUGCUUUGCAGUCCGUCUUAGGUGACCUUUCCCACACAUAUUUUGUUGGAAAUGCUCCUAUGGGUCAUAUGGCCAUACAGCCAGCAGAUAAUGUAUCAGAUGCUGGUUAUAAGCAAUUCUUCUUUAAGUCACAAGUGAUUGCAACAAACAAGCUUAAAAUAGGAAAGUGUGAGGAUUUUGUUUGGGUGACCAAGGAUGAGUUACUGGAGUAUUUUCCCGAGCAAGCCGAAUUUCUCAAGAAGAUGAUCAUCAGCUGAUACAGAAGUUCAAUUUUGAUGCCUAAAAUGCAAAGUCUUUCUUGGAACCAUUUGUGCAGCUUAUAAUGAAUGUAUUUUCCAUUCAUUACUUGCCACUCAAUCAGCACAGUGAAUUUUGAAAGUUCAGAGAAAAAGACAAAUCCUGCAAUGGAGAAAUGUCUACAAUUCCUAGGAGACUUCCCAGGUCUUUAUAGAAACCGUAGGUUAAAUAGUUCCGAUUUUGGUAUUUUCAUGGAUACGGAAUGCAUGAUUAACUGUAUAAUUAAUCUAAAAAUCUGGAUAUUCCAGUAAUGUCAUUUUCUGAUUUAAGAUUUGGUCAAUAAGGCAUGGUUUGGUUCUGAAAUGAAAGGCGGGGUUGAUUAUAUAAA
Messenger RNA from Mercurialis annua (annual mercury), 1189 nucleotides. RefSeq lists its product as uncharacterized. Gene Ontology annotation, cellular component: mitochondrial large ribosomal subunit. Gene Ontology annotation, molecular function: structural constituent of ribosome. The transcript is spliced from 6 exons. NCBI's taxonomy places the organism in Eukaryota, Viridiplantae, Streptophyta, Magnoliopsida, Malpighiales, Euphorbiaceae. The record is from RefSeq and is a predicted model, not a curated record. Bases 123 to 821 code for a protein of 232 amino acids.